Messenger RNA from Kwoniella botswanensis, 1059 nucleotides. RefSeq names its product 3-demethylubiquinone-9 3-O-methyltransferase. Gene Ontology annotation, molecular function: 2-methoxy-6-polyprenyl-1,4-benzoquinol methyltransferase activity. Gene Ontology annotation, cellular component: mitochondrion. The coding region runs from base 1 to 1059 and encodes 352 amino acids. The transcript is spliced from 2 exons. Gene Ontology annotation, biological process: ubiquinone biosynthetic process. The record is from RefSeq and is a predicted model, not a curated record. NCBI's taxonomy places the organism in Eukaryota, Fungi, Basidiomycota, Tremellomycetes, Tremellales, Cryptococcaceae.
AUGCCUAGACCAUCGUUACCUCGUCACAUACUUCUUCGUCGCUCGGCGAGAUCUUUACCUCUUCAACCUCCUCGAACCAUCCCAUUUCGAUCGAUAACCACCACCACCUCUUCAUCAUCUCCUUCUCCAUCUUAUCCUCGUCAAAACACUCCCUCUACCUCAACCUCAUCAUUCAGCACCAUCAACGCCUCAGAAAUCUCGCACUUCUCCUCCCUUUCUUCGCAAUGGUGGGACGAAACCGGCGAAUUCAAAUUACUACAUCGUAUGAACCCUACGCGUAUAGAAUACAUAAGACAGAAAGUCGCUCUCAGCUCCCCGGAAGGGGAAGAAUGGACAUUCGAAAACAGGCAUUCUGAUUUCGAGCGAGAAUCAAAGAGGGGGACGGGAUUAUGGCUAAAUGGGAAAAGAUGUUUGGAUGUAGGAUGUGGUGGUGGAUUAUUAUCUGAAUCGUUAGCUAGAUUAGGUGGUCAGGUCGUUGGUGUAGAUGCGAGCGAAUCGAAUAUCGGGAUAGCAACUACCCACGCUCAACAGGAUCCAUCUCUAUCGACCAAAAUGCAAAAUGGAGAAUUGAGAUUCGUUCAUUCCUCUGCGGAAGUCUUGAGAGAUGCAGGUGAAAAAUUCGAUGUGGUCUGCGCGAUGGAGGUGUUGGAACAUGUUGAUCAGCCUGGAGAAUUCAUGAAGAGUUUAGGGGAGAUGGUAAAGCCCGGAGGUCAUCUCAUACUCUCAACGAUAUCUCGAACACCCUUAUCUCAACUCUUAACUCUCACAUUGGCAGAAGAUGUCUUGCGACUAGUCACGCCUGGGACACACACUUAUAGGAAAUUCGUCAAACCACAUGAACUGCGUAAGUUCGUGUAUUCAGAUAUGGGUGGAUACGGUACGUGGCAUAGGAAUGAAGAUGCCAGUGAUAUCAGGACGGAAGAAGUAGGCGAGACUAGAGGAAUAGUGUAUGACCCCCUGGCGGGUAAGUGGAAAUUAUGGGGUGGGGUGGAAGGAAGUGCGUGGAAAGAAGUUGGGGAAGGGUGUAAUUAUAUGUAUCAUGCUAGAAAGAGGAUGUAG